GAUAGCUUAUUCAAGCUAUGACGACGCGUAUAUAUUAUUGCCAGUAGUGUCACAUGAUAAAGACAGGACAAGAUGGCGAGUCAAACGCAAGGAAUUCAGCAACUGCUUGCUGCCGAAAAACGUGCUGCUGAGAAAGUUGCCGAUGCUAGACGAAGGAAAGCCAACCGUUUAAAACAAGCAAAGAAGGAGGCUGAUGGAGAGAUCAAUGCAUACAAGGGGGAUAGAGAGAGACAGUACAAAGAGUAUGAAGCCAAGGUCCUAGGAUCCCGUGGUGAUAUGGAAACCAAGAUUGAAGAGAACACACGCCAGAAGAUCUCUGAGCUCAAUGAGAGUGUCAAGCGCAACAGUGAAGCUGCUUUGAGACGUCUGUUGGAAAUAGUCUAUGACAUCAAACCUGAAUUGCAUGAAAAUUUGCAGUUAUAAUUUUGUCAAAGCUCGUCUUUGUUCCUUAUAUAGAGAAGUUCAGGGAGAUACAUUGAGAAUUUCAGUAAUGAUAAACAAGGGCUGAAUCAUCAAACAUUAUCAUUUUGAAUGUUAUGGUAGGUGUUCCUUUGAUUGUUCUGGUUAUGUCAGUGUAAUAAUUUGGCUACAUAAUGUUCUGUGUAUUAUGUGUUUGUGGUAUCAUCACAGUCUGGUCAAUCUCAGUUGUUCUGAAUAUCAAUAUUAAAUCUUGAAACUUG
Messenger RNA from Haliotis rubra (blacklip abalone), 680 nucleotides. Its product is annotated as V-type proton ATPase subunit G-like. Lineage: Eukaryota; Metazoa; Mollusca; Gastropoda; Lepetellida; Haliotidae. Gene Ontology annotation, molecular function: proton-transporting ATPase activity, rotational mechanism. Gene Ontology annotation, biological process: proton transmembrane transport. Gene Ontology annotation, cellular component: vacuolar proton-transporting V-type ATPase complex. Bases 73 to 423 code for a protein of 116 amino acids. The transcript is spliced from 3 exons. The record is from RefSeq and is a predicted model, not a curated record.